GGUUGUGCUGCGGUCGUGAGAAAAAGCUAAGAUGGCGUCUCGUUAAGACGCGAAGGAUGGCCUGAAGAGAGUGAUGGUGUUGAUCGGGAAAUGAUUUAUCACGACAGUAAUUGAGAAAAGUUUGUGGGUUUUUCGUUUGGUUGUUGAGACGAACACCAGCCUCUCCCGUGUUUAAGCCCGCGUGGUCGGCGGAGCGGUGUGUAUGGAGAACUGGAGCUGAGAACGGGCAACUUUUGCUAGCCAACAGAACAGGACCGAGCACAGCUGGUUAGCUAACCAACCAGUCAUCCCAACAACAGAGGAAGGAGUGCGGCCACAGUCCUUAUCACACCCCGGGACAUCGAGGUGUCUUCGGGGACAUGGAAGUGGAAGAGUUCAUCCCUCCUCCGGAGUGUCCAGUUUUUGAGCCGACAUGGGAGGAGUUCCAGGAUCCCCUGGGCUACAUCGCCAAGAUACGUCCAAUUGCGGAGAAGUCUGGAAUUUGUAAAAUCCGACCCCCACCAGACUGGCAGCCACCAUUUUCAGUGGAGUUGGAAAACUUUCACUUCACUCCUCGCAUCCAGAGGCUAAAUGAGCUGGAGGCUGAGACCAGAGUGAAGCUCAAUUAUUUGGAUCGCAUUGCCAGAUUUUGGGAAAUUCAAGGAUCUUCUUUAAAAAUCCCACAUAUUGAAAGGCGCAUUCUUGAUCUGUACAGCUUGUCAAAGAUCGUGGCAGAGGAAGGAGGCUUUGAGCUGAUCUGUAAGGAACGGCGAUGGGCUCGUAUAGCGCAAAGGCUCGGCUACCCUACAGGGAAGAACCUCGGGUCUUUGCUGCGGUCCCAUUACGAGAGGAUUGUCUAUCCCUUCGAAAUGUUCCAGUCUGGCGCUACAUUUACGCAUUGCAAGCCAAAGCAUUAUGAUGGUGAAGAUGUGGACAAAGAGUACAAGCCUCACUCCAUCCCAUUGCGGCAGUCUGUGCCGCCGUCUAAAAUGAGCAGUUAUGGACGCAGAGCCAACCGGUGCCAGCCUGAUGGUCCAGAGGAUCUGGCCCCCCAUCCUCUCACCACUGGCUCUCAACUCAUCUCUGCGCCCGAACCUACAGAGGAAGACAUAGAGAAGAACCCUGAGCUAAAGAAACUGCAGAUCUAUGGUGCAGGGCCAAAGAUGAUGGGACUUGGACUGGUAGCAAGGGACAAAGGCUUCAAGAAAAAAGACGAGCUGCCGCAGACUGUUACCAUCAAGGACACCACCGUCUCUGUGUCUGGUGACGCUCCCGUCAAAUCUGAGCCACUGGAGCAUGAAGAGAAGCAAACCGACGGGGGUUCAUCCAACGCUCAGCUUCCUCCCCACACUGUUACAGUAAAGACAGAGGUCAAGAAGGAAGAAGUAAAGGAGGAAGACGAAGAGGACGACGGGUCCAAGAUGACGAUGAGGCUCAGGCGAAACAUCAACAACCCGCAGUGUGUGGAUUCUUUUAUCUGUCGGAUGUGUGGGCGGGGAGAUGACGACGAGAAGCUCCUCCAGUGCGACAGCUGUGAUGAGAACUAUCACACGUACUGUCUCCUGCCCCCCCUCACCGACACUCCCAAAACCAAGUGGAAGUGCCCCAAGUGUGUGGCUGAAGAGUGCAAGAAGCCGUCAGAAGCAUUCGGCUUUGAACAAGCAACCAGAGAGUACACGUUGCAGAGCUUUGGAGAAAUGGCCGACACUUUCAAAGCGGAUUACUUCAACAUGCCUGUCCAUAUGGUUCCUACUGAGCUCGUGGAAAGAGAGUUCUGGAGGUUAGUCAGCAGUAUUGAAGAAGACGUGACCGUCGAGUAUGGAGCAGACAUACACUCCAAAGACUUUGGGAGUGGCUUCCCAAUGAAUAACGGGAAAAAGACGCUCACCAAAGAAGAAGAGGAAUAUGCUCGUUCUGGCUGGAACCUAAACGUGAUGCCUGUUCUGGAGCAGUCGCUCCUUUGCCAUAUUAACGGCGACAUCUCUGGGAUGAAGGUGCCGUGGCUUUACGUGGGCAUGGUGUUUUCAACUUUCUGCUGGCACAUCGAGGAUCACUGGAGCUACUCCAUCAACUACCUGCACUGGGGUGAACCUAAGACCUGGUACGGGGUUCCCUCUGCAGCGGCCGAGCAACUGGAAGAUGUGAUGAAGAAGCUGACGCCAGAGUUGUUCGAGUUCCAGCCCGACCUCCUGCACCAGCUCGUCACCAUCAUGAACCCCAACAUCCUCAUGGCUCAUGGCGUACCGGUCGUACGCACUAACCAGUGCGCCGGGGAGUUUGUGAUCACCUUUCCUAGAGCCUACCACAGCGGCUUCAAUCAGGGAUAUAACUUCGCUGAAGCAGUUAACUUCUGCACCGCAGAUUGGCUCCCCGCCGGGCGCCACUGCAUCGAGCAUUACCGCCGGCUGAGGCGGUACUGCGUGUUUUCUCACGAGGAGCUCACCUGUAAAAUGGCCGCGUGCCCAGAGAAACUGGACCUCAACCUGGCGGCGGCUACGCAUCGGGAGAUGUUCAUCAUUGUCCAAGAGGAGAGAAAGCUGCGCAAGAGCCUGAUGGAAAGGGGCAUCACGGAAGCGGAGCGAGAGGCGUUCGAGCUGCUGCCUGACGACGAGCGACAGUGCGACAAAUGCAAGACGACGUGCUUCCUCUCCGCUCUGGCCUGCUACAACUGUCCUGAACGGCUGGUGUGUCUCUAUCACACUCAGGAUCUGUGCAUCUGCCCUACAGAAAAGCUCUACCUCAGGUACAGAUACACCCUGGACGAGUUGUUAGCCAUGCUCCAUCGGUUGAAGGUCAGGUCGGAGUCCUUUGACUCCUGGGCCAACCGAGUAAAAGAGGCGCUCGAGCAGGAAGAAGGAAACAAAAUAGAUAUUGAUGACUUGGAGAAGCUGAAGAGCGAAGCGGCGGAGAAGAAGUUUCCUGACAACGAGCUGCUCAGGAAACUCAACAAUGUUUUUAAAGACAUGGCGUACUGCCAACAGACGAGCGCGGAGCUCCUCACUGGUUCAAAGACGGGUGACAGCAGGAUGACUUUAGCUGAGCUGAAGUCCUUGGUUGAGAAAAUGCAAAACUUACCCUGUGUGGUGAACCAUUUAAAGGAAGUGCAGGCGGUUUUGCGGACCGUCGAGGACUAUCAACAGAAGGCCCAAGUUCUGGUUGAUAACAAGGACUGGAGGAAAGAGUCUCCUGCUCCCGAGCAGUUACAGAGUCUGCUGGAGCAGGGGGGCGAGCUGCCCGUCGUGGUGCCAGAGUGUAACUUACUCCAGGGCCUGAAGGCACAGGGCCACUGGCUGGAAGAGGUGAGGCGCACGCUGGGCACAGAAGGAGGGGCGAGGCACGAAGUAACACUGGAAGUGCUGAGGAACCUGAUGGAGGCGGGCUGCAACGUGCCCCAGAGCGUUUCCGUGGAGACGGCCAUGGCUGAGCUCCAGGAGCUGCUCACCAUCGCCGAACGCUGGGAGGAAAAAGCACAGAUCUGCCUGGAACAAAGGCAGAAGCAUCCCCUCUCCACCCUGGAGGCGAUCGUAAAUGAGGCGCAGCUUAUUCCCGUCAAGCUUCCCAACAUUGAGGCUCUGCGGGGCUGCUUAACGCGAGCUCGGGCCUGGGUAACCGACCUGGAGGAAAUGCAGAACGGGGAGCAUUACCCAUGUCUGGACGACCUGGAGGGCCUGGUGGCGAUCGGACGGGAUCUGCCGGUCUUAAUGGAGGAGCUGAGGCAGCUGGAGCUGCAGGUGGCCAGCGCUCACUCCUGGAGGGACAAGGCCACCAAGACCUUCCUAAAGAAAAGCAGUCAGCACACUCUACUGGAGGUCUUAUGUCCGUGUGUGAAAAGGAGAGAGAGGCGGAUUGAGAUGGAGCCGCUGGACGACGCGUCAGACGACUCUGAUUCCAACACUUUGGGGCUCUCUGCUCAGGCGCUGAGGGACCCUGCAGCUAUCGUACUGGCAUUCAAGGAGGGCGAGCAUCAGGAGAAGGAGGCGCUUCUGAGGUUGCAGAAAGUGAACAUGUGUAAAGCUGGACUCAACAGAGCGAGCUGUAAGGAAAACGGGUGGCAGGACGAGACCAUGGACACAGACGCCCCCUACCGCUGCGGGAACUCUGUGAAGGAGAACGGAAACCGCGCCCCCCCUCCCCAGUCGGUGUGCGUGUGCGCCGGGCCCCCGCGGGCCCCUCAGCUCCGCUGCCACCUGUGCAAGGACUGGUUCCACGGCGGCUGCGUCUCCUUCCCCUCCCUGCUGCCGCCCUCCGUGCCGCAGAGCAACCGUCUCUGCUGGUGGGACUGGGACACCCGCUUCCUGUGUCCGCGGUGUCAGCGGUCGCGCCGCCCGCGCCUGGCCACCAUUCUGGCGCUGCUGGUGGCCCUGCAGAGGUUGCCCGUGCGUCUGCCGGAGGGCGAGGCUCUCCAGUGCCUCACGGAGCGGGCCAUCACGUGGCAGGGCCGGGCCAAGGAGGCGCUGGAGACGGCCGAGCUGCGGCGCGCGCUCCAGGAGCUGCAGGAGCUCGCCGAGCGAGAGGAGGAGGAGAAGGAGAAGGACGCAGACGGGAAUCCGGUUAUUGUUUUGUCAGACUCCGAGGGAGGAGAGGGCGACGACGGCGUCAUCGAUUUAACCGAGGAGAACUCGCCCAAGAAGAAAACAAAGGAAGCGGAUGCAUCUCAGGCUGGAUGUCAGAACGGCGUGAGCAAGAAGUCGAGCGUUAGCGGCGUGGAGUCUCUGCUGCCCCUGCUGCCGCUGCUGAAAGGCCGAGUGGUGAAGCUUUCCCCGAGCACCAGGGAGCAGCUGGAGGCGCUGCAGCUGGAGGGAGACCUGCUGGAGGUCACCCUGGACCAGACCUACACCCUCCACCGAGUCCUGCAGGCGGCCUCAGAGCCUCCCAAAGAAACUCUGCAAACACUCAUUCAGAUCGAGCUCGAAGAGCAGCGAGGGGCGAAGACGAGCCGCGGACGACCCAAGGACAAAAGGAAGAGGAAGGGUCACCGGGGCGGCAGUGCGGACGGGGCAGGAGAAAAUCCUCUGGAUGUGUCCCAGUCAAAGAAAACCUGCCCCCUCAAAAACAACCCGCCUCCUCACUUAAAUGUUGAAAUCCAUCCAGAGAUUUUGUGAUGCAGCCGACGUGGGAGCUGUGCUCAAAAGGAUCUGUCCAAGACGUUGGAGAAGCAGAACUUUUCCGUGCCAGAAACAGUGUCAAGUUCUAGAAAAAGAUGCAGGGCAUCCCCCCCCCCCCCCCCCCCCCACCCUCCUGUUCAGCCCGACGCCCCGUUUUCCAUCCCUCACUCACGUGUUCAGACACUAACGGAGAAAUGACUCUUCUUCUACACUCCACUGUCCCAUCGAUGACUCUGCAGUAUCUCGCCCAUUAUCAGCUGUUCACCUACUUUCUUACCGGGACUUUUUUCUCUCCAGAGACUGUUGGACCCAUGUGAGACUCGCCAUUAGAGCGCCGUCUUUGGUUUCUCGCUCCCGUCAGUCAGCUUUGUAUCCCCCACGCUGUGAAACGGCACUUGGGGCUCAGGACCAACGGCGCCAGUUGUCACGUCCCAUGAGCUCUCGCGUUAACCUUGGAUAAGGCGGGGGGGUUCAUUUAAACGGCGCCUGAAACCCGCCGCUGGGUGUACAUGAAGACCUUAGCGGCGCCGAGGUUACACUUUUUUUUUUUUUUUUUUUUUUUGUAUUUAAUCUUGUGUUUGAAGCUGUUUCUAGCAGACGUGCGUUUUCAAGAACCCUGAGUAAAUUUUGGGAAGUGUUUAAAAACAGGCAUUAAUGUUUUUGGUGCUACUUUUCCAAAAUGAAUAUAUGUACCUCUUGGCUUUACCUUUCCAUCCUAACCUUCUGCUCAAUGCUUUGUUUUCAGCAUCCCAUCCUUUUGACUCCAUGAUGUAUUCUGCUCAGUCUGACCCACCCUCUCAUUACUUUCACUUUGCAAAUUAAGGUUACUUCACUGUAAUUCACUUGGUCACAGUUUUGUUUAAGAGCUCAAAUGACUAUAUUAUUAUUAUUAUUAUUAUUAUUAUUGUUGAUAUUGCGGACACAAAGUUGUCGUAAGUUUGUGUAUAAACUUCUCAUUUUACUGUUGCCUUUGUUUCUUUUCACUCUUGUUAGGAAAAAAAAUAAAGGUUUAGAGUUGUUUAGGA
Fundulus heteroclitus (mummichog) is the source of this 6109-nucleotide messenger RNA. It is a transcript of the gene kdm5c, whose product is annotated as lysine (K)-specific demethylase 5C. NCBI's taxonomy places the organism in Eukaryota, Metazoa, Chordata, Actinopteri, Cyprinodontiformes, Fundulidae. The transcript has 29 exons. The record is from RefSeq and is a predicted model, not a curated record. Gene Ontology annotation, biological process: chromatin remodeling. Gene Ontology annotation, cellular component: nucleus. The coding region runs from base 360 to 5081 and encodes 1573 amino acids. Gene Ontology annotation, molecular function: histone demethylase activity; DNA binding.